Prunus armeniaca (apricot) is the source of this 330-nucleotide messenger RNA. NCBI's taxonomy places the organism in Eukaryota, Viridiplantae, Streptophyta, Magnoliopsida, Rosales, Rosaceae. The record is from the annotation of a GenBank genome assembly.
AUGAGGAGAAGAGGUGGUCGUUGCUGCACCUCAUUGCUAUUGUGGGAGGCGUGCUCGGCUGCAGGCUUCUUAGAUAGAGUCCAACCCGCUUCCGAGAGGGGGAAAAACGGUUGUGGUUUUGAAUGGGUGAAAUGCCUCCCCCUUGUAAAGGCCGAGACGAAUUUGGUUCUUGAGAUUGGGAGGCUUGUUCAAACAGAGCAGCUUGAGAGGCUUGUUCAAACUGAGAAGCUUGAGAGGCUUGUUCAAACUAAGAUGCUUGAGAUGGUUGUUCAAACUGAGAUGCUUGAGAUGCUUGAGUUCGUUGGUGAGAUGGUUGAGGAGCUUGGUUAG